Molecule: messenger RNA, 534 nt
Organism: Dromiciops gliroides (monito del monte)
Lineage: Eukaryota; Metazoa; Chordata; Mammalia; Microbiotheria; Microbiotheriidae
Product: active regulator of SIRT1-like
Exons: 3
Coding region: 1-534 (177 amino acids)
Cellular component (GO): nucleolus
Molecular function (GO): enzyme binding
Source: RefSeq, a predicted model, not a curated record
AUGACAGUUUCAGAAAAAGCAAGAGAGAGCCCUACCUCCAACAAGCCCUCGCCUCUACAGCGAGAUGAAUGGGACAAUAAGAACAUUGAAGAUAUGAUGCAGUGCCUGGGGGACCACGUGGGUGGAGGUGGCAAGUCAUCUUCACUCCUAUGCAAGGGCCUGGAGCCCCUCGGGGAGCCGGUAGCCUCCAGGGCCAGGCCAGGCCAAGACCCCCAGAACCAGACCAGGAGGAAGCGGUCGUCCAGGAAGAACCAAGCCACAGUCAAGGGGAAGGUCACCAAGUGGGCUCUGGAGGAAUUCCAGGAGCGGCAGAGUCAGGACCGCCUGGAGGAGAACCUGAGAUUGAUGAAACAGAAGCAAGUGACCGCUGACCCAAAGGUCACCAUGAAGAUCGUUCUCCAAAACCAAGGCAGGAAAGCCAGGGAGCGUCCAGCCACCAAGCCAAAGAUGGAGAAGCCCCAGGGUACAGUGUUCACUGAAGAAGACUUCUGCAAGUUCCAGGAGGAAUAUUUUGGGAGUCCUGCAACCAAAUGA